This is a messenger RNA of Pomacea canaliculata, 3537 nucleotides long. RefSeq names its product calcyphosin-like protein. Gene Ontology annotation, molecular function: calcium ion binding. The transcript has 5 exons. The coding region runs from base 175 to 801 and encodes 208 amino acids. The record is from RefSeq and is a predicted model, not a curated record. Lineage: Eukaryota; Metazoa; Mollusca; Gastropoda; Architaenioglossa; Ampullariidae.
ACUGCUCCCCAUUGCCAUAGCGACCCUCAUAAUAAACACCAUCGAUACCGAGUGCGUUCACGAGAACCUUCGCGAGAGCUUUUCUGUAGCGUGCAGAAGCUACAGCUAGUGUCCUGAUUUCGAAGAAAUUCGCGCUUUAUUGGAUACGGAGAAAAGGUAUACUACACGCAAGUCAUGGCUUGUACUCAGAGAACAAAUAAAGAAAUCCAGAUGAAAUCGAGACAGGCACUUCAGAAAGCAACAGACCCGUUAGAGAGGCUGCAGUUAGCGUGUAUGUCCAGAGGAGCCACUGGCAUUAAAGGAUUAGCCAGAAAGUUCAAGAUCAUGGAUGACGAUGGUAACAGAUCCAUUGAUUUCAAGGAAUUUGUGAAGGGCCUCAGAGAGUAUGGUUUGACAGAACUGAGCAAUGAAAACAUGAAAGAAUUGUUUGAACAGUUUGAUAAAAAUGGAAAUGGCACCAUUGACUUUGAUGAAUUUCUUGAAAAACUGAGGCCACCCAUGAACAAGCAUCGAAAAGACCUCAUAUUCCAGGCGUUUCAAAAGUUAGACAAGACCGGUGAUGGAGUGAUCACAGUAGAAGACCUCAGAGGUGUCUACAGUGUUAAAAAACACCCCAAGUAUCUCAAUGGAGAGUGGACAGAAGAUCAGUGCCUUCGUACUUUCCUGGAUUCGUUUGACAGCCAAGAUAAAGAUGGAAAGAUCACCCAAGAGGAGUUUGAAAGCUACUAUGGAGGUGUGAGCGCGUGCAUCGAUAGCGACGCAUACUUUGAUCUGAUGAUGCGUACUGCAUGGAAACUGUGAACUGUAGAUACACAGCCUACAUUCACCUACAUUGUAGCACAGUUGUUACCAUCAACCAAACUAGAAUGGGUUGUGAUUUUUGUGGGAGAAAUUCUGAGACAGAAAUAUCAGUGGACUCACAAUAGCUCCAAAAAACUGUGUUUACUUGUAUAGGCCAUUGUCAUUGAUACAUCAUAAAUUAUGCAGCUGAAACUGUAACAUCCAAAGAUAUAUAUAUGUAUUAUUAUACUGUAAUCACUAAUGUUUUGAAAAAUGAGCUGUAAAAUGUAAAGGGCAAACAGUAGUGGAAAGGCUAAACACAAGAAAAUUUAAUAUGAUAGUGUCACUGUGCUGAAGUGGGUGAGCAACAGACCUGAAAGGGUAGCUUCACAAUUUAUACAUGUACAAUAGUCCUAAAAUGAUAGGGUCAAGGAUUUAAGCCAAAUUCUGCAUAUACAAAAGGCAGACCAAAAUUAGCAUACUUUGGAGACACCAUUCCCAAACUAUGAGAUUUUAUUGACUUCAGUGACACUAAAUGUAUAUCGCUGUAAAUAUCAGCAGUUGUAUUGUGGAAGCUUGGACUAGCAAGCAAGAGAAUCUGUGUCGAGAAUUGAAGAGUAACUUAUUUCCAUGGAUGCAUAUCUCACACAUUUAUCAACAUAAUCUCAUGGAGACAAACGUCCGUGGCAUUUCCAUUUGGUCUUGAAAGACAGUGAAACGUUUUCUUUAUGCAGCAAUGUACUCUUUGAAUGUUAAUAACACUGAUAUAAAUUGCUGAUAUUGUACUUUACAUUUUGACUGUUGUGUAGCUUUUCUUCUGUUUGCUUCUUCUAGUUUGUUGAUUUCAUUUCUAGUUUUAGGUUAUCCUUAGAACUUUUUUGAUCGUAUGAGUACAGCCUGAUUGCUUUUAAUAGCUUUUUUAAUCAGUGUUUUUAGAUAGUAGCCUUUUAUAAUUUAGUAUGCUUUAGCAUCAUAUCCUAACAAAAACUUCAUAAACAUUUGACAUAAGUUGCAUCUAGAGAGAUUUUAUAAACUUUUAAUAAACAUCUGAUAAAUCGAUCCCUUUCAAAAGCUUCAAACGAAGACUUAACUAUUUACUGUUGGGUCUACAUGCAUAGUUGAAAAACAUUGACUUGAUCUGAAGAUGCCAAGAAUCUGCUCUGAGCUGUAAAGAUUGACACUUAAUUGUAUAUGAUCUUCUGUUCACAAUGUAAAAUGUUCAAGACUACAUAAAUAUUAAGACAAGGUUCAUAAAGUGUUACACAACUUCCUGUGUAUGGCACCAUUAAUCAGUUAGAGUGUCUUGUGUGGCUGUGAGGUGUACAGCUCAUAGUUUCAGGAAUUUAGCUAUCUUCCAUAUCAGUGUAAAUCUGAACAUAGGUUUAUGUAGUUUUUUUUUUAACAGUAAACAUUCAGACCUUUAAUAAUGGAAUUUUGGAAACUCCUGCUUUGAGAGUUGGGUAGAAAGGAAUCUGGAUUCAGUGAUGAUCACAUUUUGAAAGUCUGCACAAUGUGGACACUCUCCACUUGCCAAAUAUAAUCUUUUCUCAGUCCUCGUGUGCAAGGAAGUAAUUGUUAUGAGCAUUAGGAGAUGAGCCUUCUUGAAAGCAUUUGUGAUGAACUUCAAAUCACUGCAGCUUUAAUUAAUGUGCUAAAGCCUCAGGAACCCAGAUCUGUUUUACUGGUUCUUUAAUUCUUUCCAUUGUCAUGUUAAAACCUGGUCCUGAUGUCAAACUUAACCCCCAUGUGUUCCACAAAAAAAGAAAUUACCUUUGACAAUAUUUUUUCAUUUGAAAUGAAAUCAAAAGUUUAAUUCAUGUAAUUUGAUUAACUUUUGACUUACUGUGGAUGAUCUUUAAGUGUAUAUGAUAGUGUAUUUCAUGGUACUUACAAAUGAGUUAAUUUCUGUUGACAAAACUAAUUUGAUUUAAUAAUUAGGACGUGGUAGGCACCUGGUAGAUAGGCUGUUUAUCUUUAUAACGAGGUUUAUGGUUUAAGGGUCACCUGGCUCUAUGGCUGAAACCUCUCUACACCUGCUCCAGCUCACCCAACAUGUGCAUGGGUAUCUGAUUCAGCAGGGAGGGUACAAAGGUAGCAGCAAAAGUGGGCUGGCUGUCCAUGUCAUCCACUUGGUUGUAGGACUAUUUUCUUUUACAUUAAAUCAUGCAAGUCAUGUUGCUAAGCAUUGGAGAGGUCACAUUACUCUCCAUGCAUGCAUGGAAUAACUUCUUGAAUUACAUCUCAAAAUACACAAUCCUUGGUGGACUGUUUUUGUUUCUAAAGUAAAGAGAUUCAGAGGAAAUGUUUUCCAGCAAUGGUGCAUGCAUAUACCAUGUCACCAUCGUUAGCUGUGGUAGGAAAGAAUGACCUGAUUUGGCUUUAAACUGGUGUCAUAAUAAAAUAUGAGUUCAACAAGAGGAGAUAAUCUUAUGGCCUACUGAAACGAAAUUUGCAGCAUUGUUAUUACAAUCCAGCUGACAGAUUAUAGCCCUAAGGUCACAGCUGGUAUCAUUUCUGUCUAAUAAUGUCUAGGUGACCAUGCAAAAGUUUUGUUUCAGUCUUAUUCUUCCAGAUACAUCUAAAUACUAAAAGCAUUGUUAAGCACUUGGAUAUGUCAUGUACUUAAAAAGUACAUCACCUGAAUGUAAAUACUGUUACAAAUGAAUUUAAAUCAAAAUACUUGUUGGCAUAAGUUUUGAAUGAUUGGUUAUUGCUGUUGGUGAAACAUUACACUGAUUUUUGUUCCACACAAAAAAA